Messenger RNA from Lactuca virosa, 525 nucleotides. The record is from the annotation of a GenBank genome assembly. NCBI's taxonomy places the organism in Eukaryota, Viridiplantae, Streptophyta, Magnoliopsida, Asterales, Asteraceae.
AUGAAAUCUAAGAAGUAUGAACAACCUAAGUCCAUUCCUGAGCGAAUUGAGAAGGAGGUUGUCCAACCAGUUCAAGAACCUGUGGUAAAAGAUGUUGUUCCUUCGAAAACAAGUGUACUUAAACGAACCAAGAAGCCAUCACAUCGACCUCGUCACUCACCAGAACAACCAAUCAUUAAAGAAGUUCUUGUUAAGCCUCUCUCUUCACCAAAGGAGGGUUCUAUUUCGAAGAUCAAGAAAAUUUGCAAACCCCAGCUCAAUCGAAGGGGUGUGAUAAUUUCUGAGGUUCCAUCUGCCGUUUCACCAGCUUUGAAGAAACGCAAAGCACAUGAAAUGGUGAAAAUAUUAAGAAGAAAAAGAAGCAAUUGGAAGAUCCUCUUGAUGAGGUUGUUAUGGAAACAAAUUUCGAAAGUGGAAGCGAUCGUUCUCCCAUUCAAAAUGAAGAUAUUGGCUUCGCAUCACCACAAAGCGACUCUAAAGUUAAGUCGAAUUUCGAGGAGACUAGAAGUCUUGGUGGUUCUGUGA